AUGGCGAAAUGGCACCGGCUGCGUCUGCCAGAGGACACUCCGGCGCUUCUCGUUCAAUACUCAAGCACACAUCAGGGCUACGAACUCUACAUGACGGAUUUCAUCUCCGUCUGGUCGGAACGGCUGUCGCGCAAGGACAUCCUCCAAAGAGCCGAGCAAGAUGCGACGACGAUCGAUCCCAGCGAGGAUACAGAGCAGUUUUCUGUGCUGCUCGGCAAGAUCGGGGAAGCCCUCCGUGGUACCGGGGGCACCACCACCCUCAGCAGGGGGCCCGGGGACACGCUCGAGCUCAUCACGAUAACGGAGCUGCCUGCUCCGCUAAAGCCGUUAAAAUGGUCUUUUUAUGUGUCGAGAGAUCAUCCCAAGGCCUCAACGCAGCACUUGCUGCUCCCUCUGCUGAAAGACGAGGCAGAUUGGGAGUCACGCCAGCGGUCUCUCCUCGACCAGCUUAAACAGAAGGAUUGGGUGCUCGGCAAGCUAUUUGACAAGAUCGAAAGCCUCGGCGUCGACCUUGGGACUGUGUUUCCCAGUGCAGCUGGUCUGCACACAGCUCUGAAGGGCGACGCACGGUCUGCGACGGCCAAGGCCAUCAAGGGCGUUGCCCCGUUUGACGAGCAAGCAUGGUUGGCCGAGAGCCACGGCACUGGGCUAGCUGCCAAUUUUGUGCAAGAAAUUAGUACAUCUGAGAAAGCUGGCAUUCUCGACAAGCUCAAGCUGCCUCAGGAUAAAUGGUGGGAGAAACUUCCGCCACGCCCCAGGACUUCAGAUUCAGCAGGUCCUACAGAAAUGGAAAUAGAUCAUGACAAGCAAUCGAAGCUUCAAUUUGCCGAGUCUGAAGAUGUCGAGACCGACGCUGGAAGUGAAGACGACGAAUUCCAGAUUCAGCGACAAGAAACACCCCCUCAAUUGAGGAGUCAAGAAAAUAAGCCGAAAAUCAAAAAGGCGGUACAAUCUCCACGCGCGUCCACCGCAGAGGCAGACGAAGCUACAGCUACAGAAUCAGAGCCAGAAGCUGAACCGACCACACGACGCAGACGUACCUCCAUAAUAUCUCCACCGAAGCCAGAAGCAACUCCGACCCAACCUCGAGAAACGCAGAAAAGGCCUCGGGGUGGCUUGGGUGUUAUAGGGGGCAAGAAGAAGAAAGAAGCACCAGCACCAGCACCAGCAGAGCCCAAGCCCGCUGAAACUGAGGCUCGGGACGCGACACCUCCAUCCACCCACACAAAACCCGCAAAACAACCCAGGAAACUGGGUAUGAUCGGCGGCAAAGCCAAAGUCCAUGCCCCCAGCAAGACGGAAUCGACACCGGAACAUGGUGCUGUUCCAUCUCCGCCUAAGAAAGCAGCAAAGCAGGAGAGCCCGAGUCCACAAAAAGCGGCACUGCCCAAACACAAAGAAGAACCUCCAUCUAGUCCUCCACCACAUUCAGCACCGCCAGCUCCUGAACCUGAGACAGAAGAAGAGAAAGCCAAUCGCAAGCGGGAGGAGCUAAAACGACAGCUACAGGCAAAGAGUCAAGCCCCUGCAAAGAAGAAGCGGAGAUUCUAA
Molecule: messenger RNA, 1551 nt
Organism: Penicillium riverlandense
Lineage: Eukaryota; Fungi; Ascomycota; Eurotiomycetes; Eurotiales; Aspergillaceae
Exons: 2
Coding region: 1-1551 (516 amino acids)
Biological process (GO): double-strand break repair via nonhomologous end joining
Cellular component (GO): DNA ligase IV complex; nucleus
Molecular function (GO): DNA end binding
Source: RefSeq, a predicted model, not a curated record